Suhomyces tanzawaensis NRRL Y-17324 is the source of this 783-nucleotide messenger RNA. RefSeq lists its product as uncharacterized. Lineage: Eukaryota; Fungi; Ascomycota; Pichiomycetes; Serinales; Debaryomycetaceae. The transcript has a single exon. The record is from RefSeq and is a predicted model, not a curated record. Bases 142 to 360 code for a protein of 72 amino acids.
CUCAUUUUUUGCACACCAAGUAUCGGAAGCAUUAUUCGAAACAUGAAAGGUCGGAAGCAUUAUUCAAGACAUGAAAGGUCUGCAUCGCUUAAAAUUUUACGUCGAAUCCAAAGUCAUGAAGUAUCGAAUUGACAAAAAAUCAUGAGGUACAGAAUUCAAGUAAGCCAUCAAUGCAUCGGAGGAAUAAAGUUAUCUGGGAUGCCGAAAGUACUGGCAUCAAAUAUGUUACUAGCAUCGCAUCCUAUGUCAUUAGCGAAUUGUCAUAAUUGUGCGAAAUCAAAAAAUGGCCACAACCAUCACCCAGGUCCGCAACUCGCUAUUUCAUAUAUUCUCUACACUUGCAAAGUACCUUCCGUGUAGCUCAUCGUAGCACUCUCUGGUGGUAAAAUGUCCGCUACACAUCUCUCAUCGAUAGGAUUGGAUGAUUUUGUAGAAUACCUCACCUUCGACCAAUCUCGGUUACUCUACUCAUCGGUGGCAGACGUUUCAGUACGGUAUAUCCCUCUUUCAAUUGUCGGACCGGUAGAUAGUUCUCGUGCGGAACGCACGGGCCCUGCAAACACCCGCUACUCCCACCGCCAGGGCCACGCGGGGACCACGCCUCCGGAGGCAGCUGCCCACGCAACGGCACUUACCGAAACGAGACUACAGUACGGUGGAACUCCCAGGCUAGCCGUAACUGGGACCAAUUCCCCACCACUGUCAGAGCACCGUAUACCGCUAUACCGCUAGAUUUCCAUACCACUAUCACCCCCACCACUAUUCCAAUCUACCACCAGACCA